Molecule: messenger RNA, 6484 nt
Organism: Hippoglossus stenolepis (Pacific halibut)
Lineage: Eukaryota; Metazoa; Chordata; Actinopteri; Pleuronectiformes; Pleuronectidae
Gene: diaph1
Product: protein diaphanous homolog 1
Exons: 28
Coding region: 699-4325 (1208 amino acids)
Biological process (GO): actin cytoskeleton organization; actin filament polymerization
Cellular component (GO): actin filament; cytoplasm
Molecular function (GO): microtubule binding; actin binding; small GTPase binding
Source: RefSeq, a predicted model, not a curated record
CUCCGCCCCCUGUGUCUGUCAGAGAGGAACAGGAAGACUCCGCCGUUCACACUCUGUCACUCAGUGGAUAAAAAAAGUUAACUAAACUUGUCUCAGUCAUGGAAACUAACUUGGGAGACACUGCGGAGACUAGUUGUCAUUAACAUCGACUCGCUCCUCGCGCUGUACGCACCGAAACAACUCGUGGAAGGAAGAAGAGCGGAGGUUUUUGUCUUUUUGCCUUAGCUCACGGUUACUCGUUACCUAGCUAGUGGGGCUAAAGCUAACGUUAGCUCAUAUAGUGUCGUAUAUUUUCCGGAUUCACAUAGUUGAGGCUUCACGUUGUGUUACACUAAGGACACUGGUGCGGGAAUGUCCUCAGUGUUUGUUGUGUAGACGCAACAGGUCGUUUCCGUACUUUUCGUCUCGGGGCUCCGGGGCUGCGCUUUGAAUUUCCCUCCUUCAGGGAGACGGACAGGCGGCUUCAGCGGAGGGGUCCGCUCGGUGUAGUUGGCUCUCGACCAAAUCAUUAGCAGCGCUGUGCUAAUUGUGGCUAGUAAGUUAGCCAGGGGGGACUAUCACAGGCCCGGGGGGAAUUAACGGCGAAGAAACCCCAGUGUGGGACAACUGUGUCUUUGUGUUGUGUUGUGUGUGUGUGUGUGGAGAUCACCGCCACACGGGUUUAUUUUGACAACCGAUUCGAGGAUUAAUCCCCGAGUAUGGAUCCACACACGGGCAGCUCCGCCUCAGCGGCUGGACCCAAGAAGGACAAGAAGUCAAAGAAGAACUACGAGGAUGGAGACGGGAAAAAGAAGUUUACACUCAAACGGCUGAUUCCCGACGAGUUGGAGCGUUUCACCAGCAUGAGAAUAAAAAAGGACAAGGAGAAGCCUGGCCAUGUGCCAAGUCAGCGUCACUCUUCAGCCGCAAACUAUGAGAUCAAUGCUCAGUCCGCCUUGAUGCCCGAUCAUUCUGAUGAAUAUGUCCUGGAGCUCUUUGAACAGAUGUUGGUGGAUAUGAAUCUGAAUGGGGAGAAGCAGCAACCUCUGAGAGCGAAAGACAUUAUGAUCAAGCGAGAGAUGGUCUCCCAGUACCUCCACACGUCCAAAGCCGGCCAAAACCAGAAGGAGAGCUCUAAAUCAGCCAGGAUGUACAUCCAGGAGUUAAAGUCAGACUACCGAGACACACCACUGCUGAGCUGCCUGGAAUCUCUACGAGUCUCCCUCAACAACAACCCUGUCAGUUGGGUGCAGAACUUUGGAGCUGAGGGUCUGGCCCUGCUGCUGAAUCUGCUGAGAAAACUACAGGAAGAGAAAGACGAGUACCCAAUGAUGGGAGUGAAAUGCCAACAUGAAAUCAUUCGAUGUCUUAAAGCCUAUAUGAACAACAAGCAUGGUUUGACAUCCAUGCUGGAGUCAGAGGAGGGAAUUCCUCUGCUGGUCAGAGCCAUCAACCCCACGGUGCCUCACAUGAUGGUGGAUGCUGUCAAGCUGCUCUCUGCCAUCUCCAUUUUGGAACAUCCUGAGAACCUCCAUGAACGUGUUUUGGAAGCCAUUACAGAGGAGGCUGAGAAACGGGAUAUUGAGAGGUUUCAGCCUCUCAUCGCAGGCAUGACCAUUCAGAACAUUGCUCUUAAGGGUGGCUGCAUGCAGCUAAUAAAUGCCUUGAUCAGCCGAGGAGAGGAGUUGGACUUCAGGAUCCAUAUUCGCUCGGAGCUGCAUAGACUGGGACUCAGAGACCUGCUGACGGAGGUGCGGACGAUAGAAAAUGAAGAGCUGAGGGUGCAACUUACAGUGUUUGAUGAGCAGGCUGAGGAUGACUCUGAGGACCUCAAAGUACGUCUUGAUGACAUCCGCAUCGAGAUGGAUGAUGUGAGGGAAGUGUUUGAGAUCCUGGUCAACACUGUGAAGGACUCCAAAGGGGAAAGCCACUUCCUGUCCGUGAUGCAACAUCUGCUGUUGAUCCGCAAUGACUAUUUGGCCAGGCCUCAGUACUACAAGUUGAUAGACGAGUGUAUCGCUCAGAUCGUGCUUCACAGGAAUGGGGCUGACCCUGACUUUAAGUGCCGUAACCUUAGCCUCAACAUUGAAGGCUUGAUAGACAACAUGGUGGACCAGACCAAGGUGGAAACCAGUGAGGCCAAGGCCACUGAGUUGGGGAAGAAGCUGGAUGCAGAGUUGACGACGCGCCACGAGUUGCAGGUGGAGCUGAAAAAACUGGAGGGCGACUACGAGCAGAAGCUGCGGGACCUGAGCCAAGAGAAGGAACAGCUGGCCUCUUCUAAGCAGGAGCGAGAGAAGGAGAAUCAGGGACUACAACAAGAUCUAAACACUCUGAAACAGCAGAUUGAAACGCUGUCUAAGGAUCUGGAAGAGGCCAAGACUAAAGUUGUCACAGUGACUGUUCCCGUGCCAACACCUGGUGUGCCCCCUCCCCCGCCCGCCCCUCCUCUCCCUGGCCAGAAUGUCGGUAUGGCCCCUCCACCUCCACCCCCUCCUCCACCUCUACCAGGCCAUGCAUGCAUAUUUGUUCCCCCACCGUUACCUGGUCAAGGCAAUAUUCCUCCACCACCUCCUUUGCCUGGCAUGCCAGGACCUCCACCACCCCCGCCCCUUCCUGGCAUGGUAGGCCCGCCGCCUCCUCCACCCUUACCUGGGAUGGGACCUCCACCACCACCGCCCCCACCUGGGUUUCCUGGUAUGCCUCCACCACCCCCGGGCCCAGGCAUGCCUCCACCACCACCAUUUGGCAUGGGAGGAUGGGUUGCGCCCGCUCCCCCUCCUCUGCCUUUUGGGCUCAAACAGAAGAAGGAUUACAAGCCUGAGGUUCAGCUGAAGAGAGCCAACUGGAGCAAGAUCGGCCCUGAAGACCUCUCUGAGAACAGUUUCUGGACCAAGGCGAAAGAGGAUAAAUUUGAAAGCAAUGAGCUCUUUGCCAAACUCACCUUGACCUUUUCCUCACAGACAAAAACCACUAAAGCCAAAAAGGAGCAGGAUGGUGGUGACGAGAAGACGCAGCUGCACAAGAAGAAGGUGAAGGAGCUCAAGAUUAUUGACGCCAAGACGUCACAGAACCUCUCCAUUUUCCUGGGAUCGUUCCGUCUCCCCUAUGAACAGAUCAAGGAUGCCGUCCUGGAGGUCAAUGAGAAGAUCCUAACAGAGUCCCUGGUUCAGAACCUGGUCAAGCAGCUGCCAGCACCAGAACAGCUGAGUGUCCUGGGAGAGAUGAAGGAUGAAUACGAUGACUUGGCUGAGGCUGAACAGUUUGGCGUAGUGAUGUCCUCUGUGAAGAAGCUGAUGCCACGACUCCAGGCCAUCCUGUUCAAGCUGCAGUUUGAGGAGCAGCUGAACAACAUCAAGCCGGAUGUGGUGUCUGUGACGGCAGCGUGCGAGGAGCUCAGGCAGAGCAAGAACUUCUCCACGCUGCUAGAGAUUAUCCUCCUCCUUGGGAACUACAUGAACUCUGGCUCUCGCAAUGGAAAGGCAUUCGGCUUCUCCAUCUCAUACCUGUGCAAGCUGCGUGACACCAAAUCAGCUGAUCUGAAGCAGACACUGCUCCAUUUCCUCGCCGAUGUGUGCCAGGAGCACUAUCCUGAUAUCAUGGGCUUUACAGAUGAUCUCAUCCAUGUGGAAAAGGCCAGCAGAGUUUCUGGAGAGACGAUUCAGAGGAGCAUAGAACAGAUGGGCCGUCAGAUCAAGAACCUGGAGAAGGAUCUGGAGACCUUCCCUCCUCCACAAAAUGACAAGGACCAGUUUGCGGAAAAGAUGUCUAGUUUUGUGGUCAUUGCCCAUGAGCAAUAUGAGAAGCUGGAUCUGAUGCAUAAGAAUAUGGAGAAGCAAUAUACUGACAUGGGAGACUAUUUUGUCUUUGACCCGAGAAAAAUGUCUGCUGAGGAAUUCUUCGGGGAACUCAACACCUUUAAGAACAUGUUCCAGCAAGCAGUGAAGGAGAAUCAGAAGAGGAGGGAGGCUGAGGAGAAGAUAAGGAAGGCCAAGCUGGCUCGGGAAAAAGCGGAGAAGGAGAAGGAGGAGAAACAGAAAAGGAACAAGCUCCCCGACUUCAACACAGAGGGUGAUGAAACUGGUAUCAUGGAUGGCCUGUUGGAGGCGCUGCAGUCCGGUGCUGCUUUCAAGAGAAAGAGAGGACCCCGGCAAGCAGCCAACCACCGACGAGCUGGUAAUGCAGUGACCAACAUCCUGGCCAAAGAGCUGAUGCAGGAGGACAAGCCUUCGUUCAGUAAAGUGACGGCAAAGAAGAGCAAGAACGAGGAGAAAGAGGAGCCUAAACAAGAAGGAGCCGAGUCGCUAGAGGAGUUACUGGAGGCUGCUCCCACUCGCUCUAAUUAGACAACACAUGCAGAAUGUUUUUACUCACUGAGAGGGUGAUAUACAGACAAAGAUAUAUUUCGGAGGCAUUCCAACGGGCCAACAUCGAUCUGAGAUUAUUUUACAGGGGGGAAAAAAGGCCUGUGUUUUUCUGACCUUUGUCUUAACAGGAGCAUCUUUAUGGGUAGCGCUGUCUGUGUCUUCUGUGAGGACGGAGAGAGGCAGAGGAUGAGGGCGGGGCUCUCACCUCAGAUCUUGGAUGUCCCUCAUCAACCUUUCGAUCUUUGCCAUUGUCAUGAUAAUAUUAAUUUGCUUUUUUCAGCAUGUGCACAUAUCUGUUUAUGUAUUUUUUUUUCUGUUUCCCUUCCUCCGUAUUUCUGCUUCUUUCACUUCACCUGUCGUUCAUCAAAGGGCAUCUUGAGAAAUUCCAAAGACUUAACUCAGGAGGGAUCCACCCAUUGUGUUGUGGUUAUUUCCAAAUUCCAAAUUAAGAUUGGGAACGUCUGGAAUUUGGCAAUAUCCUGCAGGUGCUUCAUAGUUUUCUCUGGAUGUUUCAGCCACAAGCAGUUUGCGCUUUUUGAUUUAUAAUUUUUUUUUUUUACAUACAACAAACUGUGUUACAUCUGUCUUAUAUACUGUACGUUACUGUUUGAAAAUGUUAAUCAUUUUUCCUGUAUUGUUGAUGAAAAAGUGCCAACCAAUAGAAAUCCAGUCUUGUCAAUUCCCUUCCUGGUUUUGUCCAGUCACAGCUUGCACUGCGGUGGUGUGUGGACCAGUCAGACAGUAGUCGUCACCUGGGUGAGUUUUCGUUUUGUCUGCAUGUAUGAGUUGGGAUGUUGAGGAUUAAUUUACAUAAACAUGUCUUAGAUGUGUUGCCACAAAUGCACACAACGGUAAAGAAAACUUUUCAUCCAUGAACAUUAAUGUUCUCAUAAAUCCUACACGGUGAAGUAAAGUUAGGGGAGAAAGUUCUUUCACAGUCACUUAAACCAAAAAAACUUUAAAAAGGGUGUUUCCGUACAAAACCUAGUCUGAGGAGUUUGCGUGCCUGUGUGUUCGUGUAUGAGAAUGACUGUGUGUGUGUGUGUGUCAGAAGUAUAAGCCGCCUAUAUUUAGCCUUGUGUGUACAAUCGACUCCCUACAAGUGUCUGUGUUUGUGCAUGUAGGCUAGAGUGCGCGUGUGUGUUGCCAUCUGUAAUUACUGUACGGUACCGACCAUGCUGUCAGAAAUGUUAGGUUUCACAAACAGCUUUGUGGUCGUUCUGCUGAGGAUAUAGCACACUGGAAAACUGCCCAAAAACUGCUGAGACAAGUAUGUGUUCAGUUGUGUGUGCGUGUGUAUGUGCGUGCGCGUGUGUUCACCCUCCUCCCCUCCCACUGAACUGCAGCAGAAGUUGCUGAAUGUCUGGCCUUGCUUCCAUUGGUAUUCAGCAGGCGGCAGCAGACAUGUUGCCAUGAUGUGGCGGUGUAAUAUCUGACAGGAAUCCUGAGAGGUGAUGUCAGCUGCUCCACACAACAUUUAUAUCUAUGCAAACACAAUAGUGUGGCGUGCACGCUCUCGCCCAGCCAACCUCAGGACGUAAAAACCACUGGGCUGACUUAUGUGAUCUAUUAUCAACCCGCUGACUCGAGAUCAGUGCGUGGUGUUGCCGAGGAAAAGCUCGAUAGCUGCAGAAGUUUCCGAAUUUUAGGAAUUUUUAAAAAUCGCAACACCCCAAGUGAUAACAUGACAUUUCCAUAUAUAUUUGAAUGUCUGGAGGAACUGGCACUUAACAUAUACAAAUAAAUGAGCUUCUUUAAGAACAGCGGGAGGAGAAAUCUUUGUUCUGAUCUCGUGCUUUAGUCUCAUACAGUAACACUGAUUUAUAAUUGGGUGCAAAACCCCAUAGACCACUGCACCCGCUCUUAAGUACAAAAUAUGCCUUAGCUUAAACCAGAGAGAGAAAAUGAAAAGGAUAUCACAACAUCACUGGAAUAUUUUUUUGCUUUUCUUUUUUAAAUUUGAGUCAUUCCUUUUGCUCCUAAAUUCUUUUUUAAGAGAAUGUUUUCUAUGUGAAUUUUUACAGUUGAUUGUUUUAAUGUAUUUGAUUGUUUUCUCCGAGAUUUCCCUAUGUACACAGAAUAAUGCACAUAGUCGUUCUGUUUGCUACACAAAACUUAUUAAAAAAUGUCUCAAGAAA